Molecule: messenger RNA, 741 nt
Organism: Eremomyces bilateralis CBS 781.70
Lineage: Eukaryota; Fungi; Ascomycota; Dothideomycetes; Eremomycetales; Eremomycetaceae
Product: cyclophilin 1 long isoform
Exons: 5
Coding region: 1-741 (246 amino acids)
Biological process (GO): protein folding; protein peptidyl-prolyl isomerization
Molecular function (GO): peptidyl-prolyl cis-trans isomerase activity
Source: RefSeq, a predicted model, not a curated record
AUGCCCCACCAUCCCAUCAGAGUUGUGUCGUUGCUUCGCCCCGCCCCCGCUUUCACCUCAAGAAGUUUUCUUCCCUCCACCUCCACGCUUCGUUUCUGCAACAACAAACCUCUCUUCCAACCUGCAAUUCGUACCCGAUCCUUUCAUCAAUCAUCCGCAAAUAUGGUCGUCCGAGUCUACUUCGAUUGCAAAUGGUUUGGCCCCAACGUCGACGUCGACGCCCAAGGCAACGUCAUCAGCAAGGGAAAUCUGGAUGUUGAGCAAUCCGGUCGUGUCAACUUCGAACUUUUCGACGAUGUCGUCCCCAAGACGGCCGAGAACUUCCGCGCGCUGUGCGAGAAGGAGCAGGGCCAGGGAUACAAGGGCUCCCGCUUCCACCGCGUGAUCCCGGAUUUCAUGCUCCAGGGUGGUGACUUCACCCGUGGCAACGGAACCGGUGGCCGCUCCAUCUACGGCGAGAAGUUCCCCGAUGAGAACUUCAAGCUCAAGCACACCAAGCCGUUCCUCCUGUCCAUGGCGAACGCUGGCCCCAACACCAACGGCUCGCAGUUCUUCAUCACCACCGUCGUGACCUCUUGGUUGGACGGCAAGCACGUUGUCUUCGGACAGGUCCCGGAUGGCGACACGUCGUCUUACAAGGUCGUCCGCAGCAUCGAGGCCGUCGGCACCUCGAGCGGCGCCCCCAAGUACGGUCGCAACACCAACAAGGAGCCUGUGAUCCAGGGCUGUGGCGUCGCCUAA